Aspergillus alliaceus is the source of this 2610-nucleotide messenger RNA. RefSeq names its product histone acetyltransferase NGG1. Gene Ontology annotation, biological process: regulation of transcription by RNA polymerase II. The transcript has 3 exons. The coding region runs from base 351 to 2321 and encodes 656 amino acids. NCBI's taxonomy places the organism in Eukaryota, Fungi, Ascomycota, Eurotiomycetes, Eurotiales, Aspergillaceae. Gene Ontology annotation, molecular function: transcription coactivator activity. Gene Ontology annotation, cellular component: SAGA complex. The record is from RefSeq and is a predicted model, not a curated record.
CGAUGGGCUCCACUUGCUAUAUUUGGCGAUCGAUUGAUCGUCCUGGGCCAUUAUCUCAUCACGUGAAACCAUGUGACCUCACGUGCCAAGCCUGGGGAAACAUCGUGAUAUCCCGAUGAUAAUAGAGCUCUGGAGAGAACAGUCAUAGCCUAUGAUAAGGCUAGCCUGAAUGAACAGUGACCAACUACCCAAGUGCUUUUUAUCGCACAAUACACCUCGAGUGAACAAUACAACCAAAGCCCGUAAAGGAAACACCUAACAUGGGAUAUUAAAGCUAUCCAAAACAAAAGUACAACUACACAGAGCCUAGUCGCAAACCCGGUCGCUUUCCCAGAGACUUUUCAUCCCAAAUGCCGUCAGCAAAUAAAGGAAAAGGCAAAGGCCGUGAAGCGCGCCCCUCCCGAAGCCGAAACACCACGCCCAGUUCCAGUUUCAGUGCCCCAACCGCUGCCCCAGUGUCCAGCUACCUCGACAAUGAUGUCUCGAAACUGCUCGUACCGGUGACCGCGCAAUAUGGAGAGCUCUUGGAUCGAAUGGGAGGGGUUGGUCCCAUUCCCGACUCGAAGUCUCUCGAGACAUUGAUGGAACAUUUGAAGACUCUCAGCCAGCUGGCAGAAGCUCGCUGCGAUGCAUGCGACGCUGGCAUUAGAGAGCUAUCUCAAAAGCGAAAACAAGUGGUGGAGGAGCCUGAAUACGAUGGCGACCGUCCGAAGAUGAAACGUGAGGCGGAAGAUGAGGAAGAUGACUCGAAAGCUCUUAAGGGAGGGAAAUUGAAGAAGCGCAAAGAACGGGGCAGCAGUUCAAAGGAGGAUCGCCCGUUAGCCCACGGUGCUCACGAACUUUCUCGCCAAGAUGGUGCCGAAACCAAAGUGGAGGGUGCCGCAUCUCCUGUGUCUAAAAAGUCAAAGAGCACCUCGUCCUUGUCUCCCCCAGAACCUAACUCUCCUCAAAACAACGUUGCCAAGGAAUCAUCGCAAGCUCCUGGAUCACCGAUGUCGGAUGAUAGCUCAGACUCGCAUCAGCCCGAACCUGCUCCAGCUAUACCUCAAAUCCAAGUAUUCGGACCCAACCCUGUAAAAUUCGACGAUCCGACUAUAUACCACAUACGUGAUGUCACACCGGAUAUGACCGAUGAAGAUAAGAAGGAGAUUUACAGCGUUACUCGUUUCCCAUCUAGCGAUCUCAGUCAUAUGAUGGCUGGGAUAGCUCCAGAUCGCGAUUUUAGCAAUUCCAAGCCUACGAACCAGGUCAGCGCGAAUACAUUCCUAGCCUAUGUCGAUGCCUACGUCCGUCCAUUAAUGGAGGAGGAUAUUGCUUUUCUCAAAGAGAAGGGUGAUCGAGCAACUCCAUUUAUCAUGCCACGGCGUGGGAAGAAGCAUUAUAGUGAGACAUGGGCUGAGGAGGAUGGAUUGAUGAAUGUCGACCAAACAAAUGGCAACCGGGAACGUCUGCCUCUAAACCAGGGACGCGGGAACAUUGACCAGGUGACGGACGAAACUAUUGAGACAGAUAAGGUGUCUGUUGGUCCAUUGGUUAGCCGCCUUUACUCUCUAUUGCGAUAUGAGCACCGUGCUCCCCACGAUGAAAAUCCUGGCGCCAACGGAACGGUCAACGGGGAAUUGCCCAACAGCUCUUCUUCACUCGGUGACGCAAUGGAACUCGACCACCCAGUUGGCGACUCAGAGAGCAAACCCCAAGCUUCCGCAACAUCGUUCCCGGACGCUUCACCAAGCGGCUUCAAGGUGCCUGCCGCUAAGCUAGACCACGCCCAACUUGACGAGCGCCUCAAAGCCGAACUUCGUCACGUGGGCUUCCUUGGCCCUGACGACAACCCCGAUUACGAUGCACAUUAUGACGAUGACAUCGCGCAACGACUCCGUCUCCUCCAGAGCGAACUAAAGAAGCAAAUGAUCGUCAACAGUGCCCGAAAAGCGAGGCUUUUGGAAAUCGCUCGUGAGCGCAUGGCAUACCAGGAGUACAUGACCAUCCACGACGACCUUGACUCGCAGGUACAACAGGCCUACCUCAAGCGGACCCGGACAUUGGGCAAGAGCAAGAAAGGCUCCCAGGCUAAGCAUAGGCCAGGAGGAGCUGGCGGUGGCAGCCACGUCGUCAGUGCCGCUGGUGUGGGCCGUCCCGCUAUCGGGGACGUUGCUCGAACUCUCAUGGACCGACGCAAGCGUUGGCGUGAUUGCAUCGGGCCGAUUUUCAAGGAUUGCAAGACUUCCGUACCGGGGAUAAACGAAUCGGUCUUUGACACGUCAGUCAUGGCCGAGUAUGAGAAAGCAGAACUUGAAGGCUGGGAUGAGGAACAGGAGUGAUCGAUCCUCGUUUCCCUCCCCAUACGAACGUUUCAUGUAAUAGGUCUUUUUUUUUUCUACCUUCGUGUAUAUGCAUUUUUCCUUUCACUCCAUCUUUUGUGUUUUGUUUCUUUCUCCGUUCAUGUUAGCUCUACAAUGUUGAUUUGAACUGGAGAUUGGGUAUGGUUGAGGUCGUAGGUUUGUUUUGAGCGUCGAUCAUGGAGGUUUUGUGUGUUUGGCGUUGGGGUUUACACUAGAGAGCGGGCAUAUAAUUCGGCCGCAAAGCUAUCAUUAGUCACGAGAUCAAGAA